This is a messenger RNA of Pieris napi, 1415 nucleotides long. RefSeq lists its product as uncharacterized. The record is from RefSeq and is a predicted model, not a curated record. The transcript is spliced from 3 exons. NCBI's taxonomy places the organism in Eukaryota, Metazoa, Arthropoda, Insecta, Lepidoptera, Pieridae. Bases 167 to 1102 code for a protein of 311 amino acids.
CAAUAAAUAUAUUGUGCAGCGAAACAGGCGGUGGGUGGGCAUUUAUUGUUUAGUGAAUAUUGCGCCACUGCAACGCACUACGUCAAGCUUAAUACAAACUCAUAAAAUACACUUUUGAUUUAAACAUUUGCUGAUAUUAAAUGUUUCUGUAAAUUCUGACAGAAACAUGAAGCCGAUCGACACUUUAUUGUUGUUAUGCGUCGCCCUCGGCCGCCGCCAGGCUGCAUUCGUCCCCGAAAACCAAGGCGCAGGUAACAGGGAUUUGGCGGAAGUUGUCAAAUUGAAUCUUCGUAGAAAUAAUGAUGAUUACACCGACGCACCGGCUAUCAAAUUUGAAACUGUGACAGAUUCUGCUUUAACUACGACGUUCCCUUCUUAUAUUGAAAUAAAUAAACUGAAGGGAUUGAGGAGGGCCAAUAAAGAGGGUAAAAGUGAACUGUUCGAUGAGAAUCUAAUGUACGAGUUAGAACAAAACGUAAUUGGACACAAUUUUACGAAUAAGUAUCGAAAAAGUAAAUUGGGAAAUUGGAAAAUAACACCCUUCGGAGGUCAAAAGAACUUAAAUAGAUUGCCUAUACAAAGCCAGCCAAAAAUCACUACACAAAAGCGAGCGAUUUUAAAAUCUAAUCCAAGUAAAAUAGAAAAAUUUCAAAAAUUUUUUGAAAAAAAUAAGGACUUGUUUAAAGAAUUUCUAAGCAGUAAAAUAGCUGCGAGAACACAGGUUUCGGGAUUCUUCACGAGGGGAGGGUCGACAGCAAAUACGAAAGGGUUAAGAGUGGCAAAGAAUAGGAAAACCGCGCAGAAGAGAGGAUGGCUAGACGGAGACGAGAGCGGUGGUGGCACUACCGAGCCCUUGGACCCUGAUCGGCUAGACAUGCUGCCAGCAGUCGGCGGCCGCGUACACUACUGGAGAAUACGGGGUCGUCUAUGUCACCGACACGUAUUGAUGCCGGAAGGGCCUAAGUACGACAGCAAAGGGCGCGUGUACCUUCCCGCCCACACCGACAACGUGCGCCGGCCUUACAACGUCACGCGCCGCCCCCAUCUGCUGCUGCCCAAAUGCUGCAACUGCUGCAAAAAGUCCGUUCUCGGCUGCGAGUGACCACCGACACAUCACGAAGUAAUUGUCAACAAAACAUAGCUGCUAUCGAAUGUAGUUUUUACAUUUUAUUAUUAACGUGUUUAUCGAGUUUUUAUAAUAAUACUUACUUUAUUUUCAGUUUGGAAAUAUUCUUAUACAACUAUUCAUUAUCCGACCAUUAUGUGAUACGUGUUAGAUGUGUAAAUAAAAGACGGUAAUCAGAAAUCAACUUCAUUAAUGUGAACACAAAUGUUUAAUCUAGGAGCUCACUAUUUCUAUAUGAUAAUAAGCGGGCCGCUGAAAUUGUAAAAAAAUACUUUAUAAAAUAAGAAUA